Molecule: messenger RNA, 711 nt
Organism: Aspergillus terreus NIH2624
Lineage: Eukaryota; Fungi; Ascomycota; Eurotiomycetes; Eurotiales; Aspergillaceae
Product: NOPCHAP1/New4 family protein
Exons: 2
Coding region: 1-711 (236 amino acids)
Biological process (GO): box C/D snoRNP assembly
Source: RefSeq, a predicted model, not a curated record
AUGGCAGAUGCGCACCGCAAGCGCCCGCAACCCGACGAUCCCCAACCGUCGACCACCUCGCGCCCAAACAUGACGACGUCUCUGUCGCAUCGGUCGCGACCAUGCCCGGGCCAACAGAGCGACAGGAACGAAUUUUCGCACCCCUCCGCGGACGCAGUCGCCGCCGGGAAUACCAGCGACGACGACGACGAUUUCACGUCGUCCUCGGGAAGUGACAGCAGCGACGAGGAAAGCGAUGACGACGGCGAGGAGGGGCAGAGCGGUGAUGAGCACGAUCAGGUGAAGAGUGACGAUGGGCGCGACCAGGCCUUGCCGCGCAUACCUGCGCGACAGAAACCGCGCAUCCAGCACGUGGAGAGGGAUGGGAAUCUGCUCGCCCGCAUUUCCGCAUUCCUGCCUCAGAUGAAGAACGCCAAUGAUGAGCUUCAGCGGGAGAUCGAGGCCGGUAGGGCCAAGGAGAUUCGGUUGGAUGAAGUGGAUGACCAGAACGAGGGGCAGUAUAUUGAGAUGAAUCUUGGUCUCGGCGUCUUGGAAGAAAAGCGACAGGGCGACGAUAGUAGCGACAAUGCCUCGGACGAGGAUCACGCAAAGAAUACUUCUGCAGAGACGAACGCCGACUCGCGAACGGAUUCAAAUGUCUUGGGCAAACUGAUGGGGCAGGAAGACGCCUCAUCUUCGAACAAGCCCACGAUCGAAGAAAUGAAGGAGUGA